This is a messenger RNA of Tyto alba (common barn owl), 2344 nucleotides long. RefSeq names its product potassium inwardly rectifying channel subfamily J member 3 (gene KCNJ3). Gene Ontology annotation, molecular function: G-protein activated inward rectifier potassium channel activity. Gene Ontology annotation, biological process: regulation of monoatomic ion transmembrane transport; potassium ion import across plasma membrane. Lineage: Eukaryota; Metazoa; Chordata; Aves; Strigiformes; Tytonidae. Gene Ontology annotation, cellular component: plasma membrane. The coding region runs from base 147 to 1625 and encodes 492 amino acids. The record is from RefSeq and is a predicted model, not a curated record. The transcript has 3 exons.
UCCGCCCCGCCCCUGCCGCCGGCUCCGCGUGGGUGGCGGCCGCGCAGAGCGGAACCUCCGCGCCCGCAGAGCGGCGGGGCCGGGCCGGGCGGGGGCGGGGCGCGGAGGAGAGGCGCGGAGAGGCGCGGAGAGGCGCGGAGCGGAGCAUGUCGGCGCUGCGGCGGAAGCUGGGGGACGACUACCAGGUGGUGAGCACCGCGGCCAGCGGCGGGGGGCUGCCCCCCCCCCGCGCCGCCCCACGCGGGAAGCGCCAGCGCUUCGUGGACAAGAACGGGCGGUGCAACGUGCAGCACGGGAACCUGGGCGGCGAGACCAGCCGGUACCUCUCGGACCUCUUCACCACCUUGGUGGACCUCAAGUGGCGCUGGAACCUCUUCAUCUUCAUCCUCACCUACACCGUGGCCUGGCUCUUCAUGGCUUCCAUGUGGUGGGUGAUCGCCUACAUGCGUGGGGACCUCAACAAGGCCCACGAUGACAGCUACACGCCCUGCGUGGCCAACGUCUACAACUUCCCCUCCGCCUUCCUCUUCUUCAUAGAGACCGAGGCCACCAUCGGCUAUGGGUACCGCUACAUCACGGAUAAAUGCCCCGAGGGCAUCAUCCUCUUCCUCUUCCAGUCCAUCCUGGGCUCCAUCGUGGACGCCUUCCUCAUCGGCUGCAUGUUCAUCAAGAUGUCCCAACCCAAGAAGCGGGCCGAGACGCUGAUGUUCAGCGAACACGCCGCCAUCUCCAUGCGGGACGGCAAGCUCACGCUCAUGUUCCGCGUGGGCAACCUCCGCAACAGCCACAUGGUCUCGGCGCAGAUCCGCUGCAAGCUGCUCAAAUCCCGCCAGACCCCGGAGGGCGAGUUCCUCCCGCUGGAUCAGCUGGAGCUGGACGUGGGCUUCAGCACGGGGGCCGACCAGCUUUUCCUCGUGUCCCCGCUCACCAUCUGCCACGUGAUAGACGCCAAGAGCCCCUUCUACGACCUCUCCCAGCGCAGCAUGCAAACGGAGCAGUUCGAGAUCGUCGUCAUCCUGGAGGGCAUCGUGGAGACGACGGGGAUGACGUGCCAAGCCAGGACAUCCUAUACAGAGGACGAGGUGCUCUGGGGUCACCGUUUCUUCCCUGUCAUCUCCCUGGAAGAGGGGUUCUUUAAAGUCGAUUACUCCCAGUUCCACGCGACGUUUGAGGUGCCCACCCCGCCGUACAGCGUGAAGGAGCAGGAGGAGAUGCUGCUCAUGUCUUCGCCCUUGAUAGCGCCGGCUGUGAGCAACAGCAAGGAAAGGAAUAACUCGGUGGAGUGCCUGGAUGGUCUCGAUGAAGUUGGCACGAAACUACCUUCAAAACUGCAGAAAAUAACUGGGAGGGAAGACUUCCCCAAAAAACUGCUCAGGAUGAGUUCCACCACCUCCGAGAAGGCCUACAGCAUGGGGGAUUUGCCCAUGAAACUCCAGCGGAUCAGCUCGGUCCCGGGGAAUUCGGAGGAGAAACUGGUGUCUAAAACCACAAAGAUGACGUCGGAUCCCAUCAGCCAGUCGGUGGCCGACCUGCCGCCCAAGCUGCAGAAGCUGUCGGGCGGCGGCAGGAUGGAAGGCCACCUCCCCCCCAAACUGCGAAAAAUGAAUUCCGACCGGUUUACAUAACCCGCCGGGACUCCUGGCUGUCGCUGAGAGCUUGAACUGCUGCUGGCGAGGGCGGCGUGGGCAGGAGAGCGGGCCCUCCACCAGCCCCUGUGUGUGUGCUGAGCUCCGUGGUCCCCGGGGGGGGGGGGGGGGGGGGGCAGGAGCAUCCCCCCCCCCCGGGAGCGGCGGCUGCGCUGUAAGUACGAACGACGGGACGAUCGGCGAGCUGGUGUCCGUUGGCAUGUAGUAUCACAACGCGCAUGCAAUAAUAGUGUGCAAUUUUUGCAUAUAGUUUUACGGCAUGACUCCUACUAUAUUUAUACUGUAUAUUCUGGAAAAAUAUGGAGAGGGGCGUUCCUUUCCCCUGUAUUUCUUAAGAGUACGGAGUAGGUAAAACAUGCGAGUGGGUAACUUUCAGGGUAAGUUAUAAUUCGAUUUGAAAAUAUUUAUUUUUUUUUUUCCUGAUGUGGAUCGUGAUGUUUUGUUCGACAAAGUAGUUAUGGUGCAUGUCUUUUUUUCUUAAAAGAAGGUGUAUUAGUUAAUUCCUAACACCAAAUCUGCUAGCCUUAAAUUAACUGCUGGUUUCUAUUUUGCUUUAACGUUUUCUUGGGGUUUCUUUUCCUGCGUCUAGGCUACUGGAAAAAAACUAAAAUGUGUUUCAUAAGGCAUUGUUUAGAGAAGGAACUUGUAUUAAUAAGCCUAGGCAGAACAAUAAAUAAAUGAAUAAAAUUCACACUUUA